Prunus avium (sweet cherry) is the source of this 3340-nucleotide messenger RNA. It is a transcript of the gene REN1, whose product is annotated as Rho GTPase activation protein (RhoGAP) with PH domain-containing protein. Gene Ontology annotation, biological process: signal transduction. The record is from RefSeq and is a predicted model, not a curated record. Lineage: Eukaryota; Viridiplantae; Streptophyta; Magnoliopsida; Rosales; Rosaceae.
UAUGGGCUUGGCUUGACCACCACCCAGGUUUGUUUCUGUUGGGGACACAACACAACAACACAACAACACAAACAACAAUUUCUCGCUCUCUAAUCUCUCAGGAGAACAAAAGAGAGAAGAGAGAGAGACUCUCACAAAAGCUUCUUCCUUGUCCUCAUUCAUCAUCUUCUUUCUCUUUCCAAACCAAUAACAACCCACAUUUCAAUUUGUUUCUUCAUAUUUUAAACAAGGCGCGGGGUGGUGUGGAUCCAUGUGGGAUAUGUUUCUGUAACUCUGGGAUUCAGAGGAUGACUAACCGAAUCGCGGAAACGCCUCAGGGAGAAGGCAAUGCUCCUCCUCCUCCUCCCCCGCCUGGUGGCCCUGGUCGACCUGAAUCGCAGCCUUCUCGUAGUGGCAAUACGAUUUUCAAAAGUGGGCCACUAUUUAUAUCAUCGAAGGGAAUUGGAUGGACAUCUUGGAAAAAAAGAUGGUUUAUUUUAACUCGUACUUCACUGGUUUUUUUCAGAAGUGAUCCAAGUGCUGCUCUAAAGGGGAGUGAAGUGAAUUUGACCCUGGGUGGUAUUGACCUCAACAAUUCAGGCAGUGUGGUUGUCAAAGCAGACAAGAAACUCUUGACCGUGCUAUUUCCGGAUGGCCGUGAUGGACGAGCGUUCACACUUAAGGCUGAAACUUUGGAGGAUCUACAUGAGUGGAAGACUGCACUUGAGAAUGCUUUGGCACAAGCCCCAAGUGGUGGAGCAAUGGGGCAAAAUGGUAUAUUGGGGAAUGAGAAGACUGAUUCAGUCGAUGGUUCUUUGGACCAGUCAAAGGAGAAAAAGCCUGCAAAAUCUACAGUCAUUGGGGUGCCUGUUUUGCUGGCCUUGGAAGAUGUCGAUGGAGCUCCAUCUUUCUUGGAAAAAGCCCUUAGGUUCGUAGAAGAAUAUGGAGUCAUAGUAGAGGGGAUCUUACGGCAAGCUGCAGAUGUUGAUGAUGUUGAAAGUCGAGUACGAGAAUAUGAACAGGGGAAAAUUGAGUUUUCUCCUGAGGAGGAUCCACAUAUUAUUGCUGAUUGUGUCAAGUAUGUCCUUCGGGAGUUGCCAUCUUCUCCGGUCCCUGCCUCUUGCUGCAAUGCACUACUAGAAGCCUUUCGUAAGUCUGGUAAUGAUCGCGGUGGUAGAAUCAAUGCUAUGCGUACAACAAUAUGUGAUACAUUCCCAGAGCCAAAUCGUCGUUUAUUGCAAAGAAUUCUAUUGAUGAUGCAAACUGUGGCUGUGCACAAAGCUGUGAAUCGAAUGAGCUGCUCAGCUGUGGCAGCUUGCAUGGCACCCUUACUUCUCCGUCCACUCCUAGCUGGAGAUUGUGAAGUUGAUAACGAUUUUGAUAUGGGGGGUGAUGGUUCGGUUCAACUAUUGCAAGCCGCUGCUGCAGCUAAUCAUGCUCAAGCAAUCGUUAUUACUUUGUUGGAGGAGUAUGAUAACAUAUUUGGGGAAGGUGAUCUCUCCCCUGAACUAUACAGUGACACCGAAGAGAGUGAAAGUGAGACCGAGGGGGCAUCUGACGAAGGCGAUUACUAUGAUGAUGAAACUGAUGCAGAAACAGAUGAUGAUGUUGAAAUUGUUUCUGAUGGAACAUGCAGUGAGAGUGGUGACUCUGGACACAGUGAUCUGCAUAAUGAUAAGGAUGGUGAUGGUUUUAGCUCAGGUUCCAAGUCCCUUGAUGGAGAUGAUAAUAUUCAAGCUCAGAAGUUGUCGUCAAGCUCACUUAAAACUUUGCAGCCUCAACAUGAUGUGCAAAAGAAUGAGAAUGAACUGGUUUCAAGUAAAAAUAAUUCGGCAGAGCUGGCUAAUGAGUCUGCUGUAGUAGGAGAUGUUUCUAGAGAAACAAGUUCUGUGCAGCAGCCAAUUGUUCAUGGUCUUCCAUCCAUCCAAAAAUCUUCAACUAUAUCCAAUGGACCUGCACUUAGUACAAGAGGUCGUUCUGUUUGGGGACGUACCGCUGCAAAGAAGAACCUUUCAAUGGAAUCCAUCGAUUACAGCCUUGAGGAGGAGGAUGAAAUCCAGAUGCUUGAGAUUACUAAAUCAGAGUUGGAAAACAGAAUUGCAGAAGAGGUUCAAGGGAAUGCAGCUCUGCAAGCAAGUUUGGAAAGACAGAAGACAGCCUUGCGUGAGCGUCGUCUAGCUCUCGAGCAAGAUGUGGCAAGACUACAGGAAGAGUUACAGAAGGAGAGGGAUUUAACAGCAGCUCUUGAAGCAGGACUUCAUAUUUCUGGAGGAUGUGUACCCAAUUUAGCCACUGUUGAUGAAAAAACAAGGGCAGAGCUUCAUGAAAUAGCUCAGGCAGAGGCAAAUGUUGCCAACUUGAAGAAGAAGGUUGAUGAUCUAGGUGUACAGCUUAACCAACAACGAGAGAGAAACCAUGGCUCUAUGGCUGAUGCAUCCACUUUGUCCCAACAUAAUCGGGAUCUUCAUGCAAAACCGAACGCAAUGGAUAAAAAACAGGACAGUGAAGCCAUUGCCCCUUCACGUGAUGAAUCAUCAAGAAGUAAGGAUACUCAUACAGAUGGAGCAGAAAAACAUAGAAGCAACUCUCGGUCGGUUGUGUUGCCAACCGAUUCUUUUGCUGUAGAGCCAGUGGGGGCUAAGCCUAGUGCUCCAAGCAACUCCAAGAAAAGUGGUACAGGGGGUGAGGGAGGCACAACUUCGGCAAUAACAAAGUUGACGUCGCGACUGAAUUUUUUGAAGGAGCGGAGGAGCCAAAUAGCAAAUGAAAUUCAAGGCCGAGGUUCUGGUCAACCCGCCCAAAAUUUGGAUAAAAGUCAAUCAAUCCAAUACUCAGACAAGAGCUUGGAAACCACAGAAAAGCCAGAGAAGCUUAGAAAAGCAGAGAGUCAUUCGUACGCAGAGAGAGGCAGAAAAUCAGAAAGCCAACAGCAGCAUAGCCUGGACAGAGGAAAAUCAGAAAGCCAUCUGUCCGUUAGCGUGGAGAAAGGUCGAAUCGUAGAGAGUAAACCUUUCGGUACUCCAAGGACGGACUCUAGAUCAUAGCAAAUGUUUAUAUGUUCUCUUAAGGCUCAAGGACAGUUUUUUUGCAAAUGGGAUCUUCUUAUUUCAUAGAAGAAGAAAAAAAUUGCUGCUAGACAUGGACCAAAUUGUGCAGAGUAGAGUGAGGAAGUUCAUUGAAUAGGUUUUGGUUUUUUUUAUUGAGCAUUUGAUGCCUAUAUCAAAAUAGCUGCUCAAGUCCAUGCUAAAGCCCUCUAAUGCUCAGGAUGUACAGAUAUGAAGCAUCUCCUUGAUGUAAAACUGAAUUAUUUGCAACCCCAAACUGUUCAUUUAUGCUGCCACAGAGACAGCAGAAUUGCUCA